ACUGUCCCAUUGUCCCCUCCGCAGGCCUGGCAGUGCCAACUCUCUGCAGGGGCUCCCGGUGCCUGAUGCCGCCUAGCUCCGCAAGGCCCUUCCCCAGCGUGGCAGCCAGCCUCGGCCCGCCCCAGGGGAUUCAGGUCCAGAGAUCCCCACCCUAGGGAACCAGCACCCCGGGCCAGCCCACACCAGCUGGCUUCAUGAUUCUCUCUGUGCCCGCCUGGGAAGGCCCUGGAUGGUUCUUUAGCAAAGCAGCCUGCUCCUUGAUAUCCACGUGUGCGGGGCUGCAGCGCUGCCCGCCCCCGCCAGGUGCCGCCCGGUUCGGUUCGGUUCGGGGCUGCAGCGCUGCCCGCCCCCGCCAGGUGCCGCCCGGGGGCGGAGGGGAGGAGUUUGACUCGAAGUUUUGAGCCGAGAGUGAACUUUCCCUUGGGAAUCGGGAGUGGACCUGGGACUGAGCGCGCAGGUCCGGGCCGGGGCAGUGAGCUCGGAACCGAACCAGUGGGGACCGGGCCGGGGUAGCACGAUCGGAACCGGGACCGCAGGCUCCCCGUCCGCCCACCCGCUCUGGGUUGCAACCCAGACCGCGGCGGCUCCGAUCCCCCAGAGAUUUGGACCGGGCCGGUCCCGGCUGCGCCAGGAUGUUCUGCCGGAACCACCGGAGCCGAGUGACCGUGGCGCGGGGCUCAGCCCUGGAGAUGGAGAUCCGGAGGGGCCGCUUCAGGCUCAGCCUCCUCGGGGACACCCCCCAGGACACUGACAUCCAGAAGAAGAUUGACCAUGAGCUCCGGAUGCGCGAAGGCACCUGCAAGCUGCUGGCAGCCUGCACGCAGCGGGAGCAGGCCCUGGAGGCAACCAAGAGCCUCCUGGUCUGCAACAGCCGCAUCAUGGCCUACAUGUCCGAGCUGCAGCGCAUGAAAGAGGCGCAGGUCGCGCAGCGGACGGCCCGGCGCCCCUCGGACGCUGGCCCCAUGGACGAUCGCUUACCCUGCAGGGGAAAGGUCUGCGUGUCAGAUCUCCGGAUCCCCUUGAUGUGGAAGGACACGGAGUAUUUCAAAAACAAGGGAGACCUGCACCGCUGUGCCGUGUUCUGCCUGCUGCAGCUCGGCGUGGAGAUCUAUGACACCGAGAUGGUGCUGGUGGACCGGACGCUCACCGACAUCUGCUUCGAAAACGGGGUCCUCUUCACGGAGGCAGGCCCGGACUUCGAGCUGAAGGUGGAGCUGUACAGCGUGGGGCUGGAGGAGGACUCUGCGCUCGGUAGCACCCCGAAGAAGCUGGCCAGCAAACUGAGCAGCUCGCUGGGACGCUCCUCCGGGAAGCGGCUGCGUGCGGCGUUGGACGGGGCCCCGGGGAGCCCCGUGAGUAAUGGGGGGAGCAGCCCCCUCCUGCUGCCGGCCCCCAGCGUGGUGGGCCCCAAGUACCACCUGCUGGCCCACACCGCGCUCUCCCUGGCUGAGGUUCAGGACAGCUUCCGCACCCAUGACUUGGCCAUCACCAGCAAUGAGGAGAGCUCCUUCUGGCUGCCCCUCUAUGGCAGCAUGUGCUGCCGUCUGGCUGCCCAGCCCAACUGCAUGGCCCAGCAGAUGAUGUGCGGCUUCUUGAAAUUGCAACAGCAGGUGGGCGAGCAGCAGAGCUGGGCGCGGCUGUACUGCGUGCUGCGGGGCUCCAACCUCCUCUGCUACCGCCGGCCCCAGGACGCCGAGGCCCCGGUGGAGCCGGCGCUUACCAUCGCCAUCAACAAGGAGACGCGGAUCCGGGCCGCGGAGAAGGACCCCAGGAACAAGCUGCAGAGCAUGUCGGUGACCAACCGCUAUGGGGGGGAGGAGGUGACGCACACGCUGCUGGCCGAGAGCCGGGCCGACACGCAGCGCUGGAUGGAGGCCUUCUGGCAGCACUUCUACGACCUGACCCAGUGGAAGCACUGCUGCGAUGAGCUCAUGAAGAUCGAGGUGCCGUCGCCACGCAAGCCCCCGGCCCUGCUGGCCAAGCAGGGCUCCCUGUACCACGAGAUGGCUCUCCCUGGCCCUGCGGUGCCGCCCUCGGCCUGCGAGGGGCUCCUGCUCCAGGAUAACGCCGUCUCCGCUGAGAUUCGGGCGCUUCUCUCCUCCUAUUACAGCGACAGCUAUUGAGCCUGUGGAUGACAUUGAGGCCGUGACGGACAUCCUGGCACGACGGGUGACGGCCCUCGAGCUGCGGUCGGACCUGGGCUGCCCCCCAUGGCUGUCUCUCUUCGAGGGGCCCCUGCUCAGCGCGUCCCACGCCAGCAUCACUUCCGACAGCGCCAGCCCCAGCCCUGGCCCCGCUCGCUCACGCCCGGCCUGGGGCCGGCCCCGCACGCUCUCCCUGGACGCCAGGCUCAGCACGCUGAAGGGGCGUGCUGGGAAGGGCCAGGCCCCUGCCCUGCGCCCGCUGGCCGGCCCCCCCCACUCCAGCUCCUCCAGCAGCGGUGGCAACACCCCCGAGUCGGAGCGCCAGGGCCGCUGCCCCACCCGCCCCAACCUGGAGCCCCGCAGCUGUCUGCAGUCCCAGGUCUGAGCAGCAGGGGGCGCCCGGAGCUGGCACUUGCACCCUGACCAGGACUGGAGGUGAUGGGGAGGGGGCCCCCUCAUGGCCCAGCCAGCCCUGCGGCCUCCCUGCUCCAGCCAGGAGUGCUGGGUCGCAGUGUCUGUUCUCCGUCCUGCACAGCGGCACCUCUCCACCCCGUCCUCCCCCUGAGCCCGUGCCCCAGGGGCCAUCGCUCACGCAGGGCCAAGGGGCCCCCCCGGGGACUAGCUUGGAGGGAUACCACAGCAGGGCCCCCUCGUACCCACCCGGGGCAUCCCUUGCGAGCUCCCUGGCAUCUGCUGGGGAGGGCUGUUAGGAACAGCCGGCCGAGCCCCCAGCCUGGGGCCCGGGGCCCACUCGCUCCCCUGGCUGAGCUGAGCCCUGAGCCACGGGCCUGCCCCAGUGGUGCUGAGCUCACCCCCCAGUCCCCGCGGCCCAGACAGGCACCGAGGAAGCGGGGCAGCCUGUGGGCUGGUGCCCGCGUUGUGGGGGGGGCUGAGCUGUUCUCAGUCUGGCGCCAGAGCAAAGGCUGAACGCGGGGGGGGGCUUGGGACAAAAACUGGAAAUUCUUUGCUACAGGUGACACUAAAGGGGAGGGCAGGGGCAGAGGGGGAGGGGCCUGAGGAUCCCCCAUUCCUGCUCUAAGGGCUUUUCCCCACUUACUCUAACCAGCCCCUUGGAGCUGCAGCCCCCCAAAAACAGACCAGCUCCCCUGCAGGGGCAUGCAUAGCCCCUCCCCCCACAACCCUGUCUCCCCCCAUGGGGCUGUCUGUCUGGGGGAGGGAACCGAGGCUACGGCCACCUCAUUAAUAUGCAUUAAAAUAUAUUUAAUGUU
Messenger RNA from Chelonia mydas (Green sea turtle), 3373 nucleotides. RefSeq names its product rhotekin (gene RTKN). The transcript is spliced from 13 exons. NCBI's taxonomy places the organism in Eukaryota, Metazoa, Chordata, Testudines, Cheloniidae. Gene Ontology annotation, cellular component: actomyosin contractile ring. The record is from RefSeq and is a predicted model, not a curated record. Bases 633 to 2123 code for a protein of 496 amino acids. Gene Ontology annotation, biological process: mitotic cytokinesis; actomyosin contractile ring assembly; septin ring organization.